This is a messenger RNA of Engraulis encrasicolus (European anchovy), 1374 nucleotides long. RefSeq names its product transgelin-3-like. The record is from RefSeq and is a predicted model, not a curated record. Lineage: Eukaryota; Metazoa; Chordata; Actinopteri; Clupeiformes; Engraulidae. Gene Ontology annotation, biological process: actin filament organization. The transcript has 5 exons. Bases 193 to 792 code for a protein of 199 amino acids. Gene Ontology annotation, molecular function: actin filament binding. Gene Ontology annotation, cellular component: actin cytoskeleton.
AUCAGUUUCAUGUCUGAUCUCUCUAGUAGGGCACUCCCAGGCGCGCCCGCGGACUCUGCCCCCCCUCCGUAGUAAAUAGGAAGACAAGAGCUACGUCGCGCGCACAUUCACACCUCAGCGUUGGGGAGCGCACCUCUGGGUUAGGACUACCGUUGGAAGACAGAAAGUCGCUGAAACAAAAAUUCCACAGACAUGGCAAACAAGGGUCCCGCGUACGGCCUGAGCCGCGAGGUGCAGAGCAAGAUCGACAAGAAGUACGACGCCGAGCUGGAGGAGCGGCUCGUGGCCUGGAUCCGGGCCCAGUGCGGCGAGGAGGUGGGCGCGCCCGAGGAGGGCAAGACAGGCUUCCAGAACUGGCUCAAGGACGGAUGUGUGCUGAGCCACCUCAUCAACAGCCUGUACGGCGCCAACCCUAAGCCCAUCAAGAAGGUGGCCAGCUCGGGCAUGGCCUUCAAGCAGAUGGAGCAGAUCUCCCAGUUCCUCGGGGCGGCCGAGCGCUACGGCGUCACCAAGACCGACAUGUUCCAGACCGUCGACCUCUGGGAGGGUAAGGACUUGGCGGCAGUACAGAGGACACUCAUGGCUCUCGGGAGUUUGGCUGUUACCAAGGACGAUGGCUGUUACCAAGGCGACCCUUCCUGGUUCCACAAGAAAUCUCAGGAGAACAGGAGGGACUUCUCAGACGAGCAGCUGAAGGAGGGCCAGAGCGUCAUCGGCCUUCAGAUGGGCACCAACAAGGGGGCGUCGCAAGCUGGCAUGACAGGCUACGGCCGGCCCAGGCAGAUCCUGUAAAACCCAGCCACAACCCCAGCCCUCCCCUAACCCUGCCCCUGCCUACAUCCCUCUCCACGCCAAAGCAAGGGUGCAUUUCUCAAAACCAUAGUUUGCUAAUUACGUUAGUUACUUUGUUGUUUGCAAUGCAGUUUCCCAUUGGCAACUACCCAAGUUGCUAACAGGGUACCAACUAUGCUUUCGAGAAAUGCACCCCAAACCAAGCUGCACUGUGCAUUGGUGAAGUGUUCAUUCAACACCUGGAGGGCGGGAACAACACCGGAAGUGUUGAAUUGGUCUCUCUGAGUGUUGAAUUGACACUGCCAAAUGUACUGUGCGGUGAUGUCAUCUCCCAGCGUCAUCUCCUUCCUAGUCCAUUCAGCCCAUCACUGAAACUGGAGUCGCACAGCAUAGGGACCAACACACACGCGCACACACACACACACACACACACACACACAUAGACACACACACACACACAAUGAACAUUGUGACCAAAUACUAUUGUUAUACAAUUCCCCAUGUUUUUUUUGUACAUUGUAUAUUGAUUAUUGAUAAUUUUGAAAAAAUAAAAAAAUACGUUUAAUUUUAAAAUGUACAGAA